AUGUUAAUGGUUAUGAAAUACUGGCUGCACUUUGGUAAUGAGUCACUGAUGGGUAUCAAGCGAUGGCUUGAUGUGGGGAGUGACUGGAUGAGCCUCCUGAGGAUGUGCUGUAACCUGGACAGAGAGGAUGGGGGUGUGGUGGUCCAGGGCAGGAUCCAGGGGGGGCUGCUGGGGCACGGCCCCGAGCUGGGGCAGCAGCUGCCUCGGCCGGUCCUGUGCCCUGCCAGAGCUGCUGGCAGCAAAGCAAAGAACGCCCAGGACACGGGUUUGCAGACGGCUGAUCCAGGUAAAGAAGCUUUCAGGAAUGAGAGAAGGCCUAUGAGUUUUGAUAAAAAGGUGCUAGUACGGUCAGGACGCUUUAAAAAGGAGGACAUUCCCAGGCACAUAUUGUCUGAGGUCCUCGACACUGCAAGGAGCAUUGUCAGGAUAAAGGUUUGCUACAUCAUGAUUGCUCUGACUGUGUUGGGCUGUGUGACCAUAAUCAUCACAGGCAAAGAAGCUGCGAGGAAGGAUCAGACGCUGCUGAGAGUGAACACAGAAAAGACGGAGAGGGCUGAAGUGGAGAAAGGUCAGGAGGCAGCUGUUGGGAAGUCACAAUAA
Molecule: messenger RNA, 600 nt
Organism: Pseudopodoces humilis (Tibetan ground-tit)
Lineage: Eukaryota; Metazoa; Chordata; Aves; Passeriformes; Paridae
Source: RefSeq, a predicted model, not a curated record